CGCGCAUUGUCUAUAAACUAAAAUCCAUUACAGACUCUCAGUAGAUGUCUUUUUCAUCUGAAUUUAAAGACUCAAUCGCAACCGCAACGGCUGACUUUCUCCACUUGUACCAAAUUUGUAAGCUGUUGCUGUUGACGCUGUUGACGCUAUUGUCACGAUGUCUCUAUCCUUGACCUCUAGAGUGACUCUCAAUAAUGGCUUGUCCAUGCCACGUCUUGGCUUUGGCGUCUAUAUGGUCUCUGGCCAGCAGUGCCGCCAAAAUGUGCUAGAAGCACUCGAAGCAGGCUAUCGCCACAUUGACAGUGCAGAGUGGUACGGCAAUGAAUCAGAGUGCGGUGACUCCAUCCGAGCUUCAGGCAUCCCAAGACAAGACAUCUUCUAUACAAGCAAGCUAAUGCACAACACAAACUUUGAACGGGGUUGCAAGGAUAUUCGCAAAUCAAUUGAAGCAUGUGGACUUGGCUACAUUGAUUUGUAUCUCCUACACGGGCCAUAUCCAAACAAGCAGGCUAGACUUGAUGCAUGGCGAGCACUCGAAGACGGCGUCGAGUCUGGCCUCAUCAAGUCUAUUGGUGUUUCCAACUUUGGCGAGCGGCACCUGCGUGAGCUCUUUGACAGCAAUCCAAAGAUCAAGCCUGUCGUCAAUCAAAUUGACCUGCAUCCCUUCAUGACUCGAACAAGCCUUGUUCAAUUUUGCAAGGAGCAUGAUAUUGUGCUGCAGGCAUGGGGCCCAUUGGCGCGUGCUGAGCGAUGGCAGGACCCGACACUACAGAGUAUUGCCAAGGAGUAUGAACGCUCACCUGCACAAGUGCUACUCAGGUGGAGCUUACAGCAUGGCUAUGUCCCUUUGCCAAAGUCGACGCAUGUGGAGCGCAUCAAGUCGAAUGCACAACUUUGGGACUUUGAGUUGUCGGAUGCAACCAUGGCAGAGUUGGACGGGCUGGAUGAGUACCUAGUCACUGACUGGGACCCUAUAGGCGACAAGAGCGUGUAG
Molecule: messenger RNA, 994 nt
Organism: Protomyces lactucae-debilis
Lineage: Eukaryota; Fungi; Ascomycota; Taphrinomycetes; Taphrinales; Protomycetaceae
Product: putative aldo-keto reductase
Exons: 1
Coding region: 158-994 (278 amino acids)
Molecular function (GO): oxidoreductase activity
Source: RefSeq, a predicted model, not a curated record